Messenger RNA from Hemiscyllium ocellatum (epaulette shark), 1548 nucleotides. It is a transcript of the gene ndr2, whose product is annotated as nodal-related 2. The transcript has 3 exons. The record is from RefSeq and is a predicted model, not a curated record. Gene Ontology annotation, cellular component: extracellular region. Gene Ontology annotation, biological process: BMP signaling pathway; SMAD protein signal transduction. Lineage: Eukaryota; Metazoa; Chordata; Chondrichthyes; Orectolobiformes; Hemiscylliidae. Gene Ontology annotation, molecular function: cytokine activity; growth factor activity; type I activin receptor binding. The coding region runs from base 1 to 1254 and encodes 417 amino acids.
AUGAAGUUCCCAUUCCUGUUCGCACUGCUUUCCAUCUCAGUGGUCCGAGCCAAUCCAACAGGCAAGUGGCCCUGGCGUGUUCUACAAAGCAAACCUGGCCCCCCAGCCAGCUUCAGGGAGGUAGCUGCCUUCAUCAAGCGCCUGGAGGCACGCAACAUCAGCCUGAGCCUGCCCACGCACAUGCUCAGCCUGUACCGCAGUUACAGCUCGGGCAAUUACAGCGGCCUUUCGGCCCACGAACGGCCCGUGUUACCGGAGGCGGAUACCGUAAGGAGCCUGGUGGCAAAAAGUUUCCAUCACAACGGAAGCCGUUGGAUUGUUACCUUUGACAUGUCCAUGCUUGCGGCCAACGAGAAGCUUCAGUUUGCCGAGUUGAGGAUCAGUGUGCCUGCCUUUGCAGAGUCCUGCUCUCUCCUGGAGCUCCACCACCAGUCAGAGUACCCGUGUGGACCUGCUACUUGCCAGGACCAGCUCUUCUUGGGCUCCUUCCCUCCAGCCUCCGUGCUGGAGGAUGCUGAGGGCUGCGCCAUUUACAAUGUCACCAACAUCCUGAGGCACUGGAUCAACCGCAGCAAGCCAAGUGGCAAGGGCAGGCUCACUGGACUCCAGUGGCCAGAGAGCCCAAUCUGCAGAAGCAAGAGGUCCCUCCCCUCCACCAGAAAUGAGGGCAAGGCAGAGACCAAGGAGACGGCGCUGCUGCUGGUGUUUUCCCAGAGACCUGAGCAGAGUUGCUCGGAGAGUUCCUCACUGCUGAAAGAUGCCAACAGCUCCAAGCAUGUGCGGAAGCCCCGUAAGAGAAAGGGAUGCCGGCUGAAGCCAAAGGGCCAUGUGGCAUGCCAACGAAAGAGGACUCGUGGCAGAGGCCGUGGGAAGGGUAGGGCUGAACGCAGUGGAACCCGUAUUCAACGCCGUCCCCGGCAUCACAGUAAGAGCAACAAACCGACCCGAUGCCGGAGAAUCGAUUUUCAGGUCAAAUUUGAUAAGAUCGGCUGGGGUGCCUGGGUUAUCUUUCCAAAGACAUACAAUGCUUUCCGCUGUGAAGGAGAGUGCCCAUCACCAUCUGGGGAGAAUGUCAAACCCUCCAACCAUGCUUACAUGCAGAGUCUGCUCAAAUUCCAUCGUCCCACAGUAGUGCCUGCCCCUUGCUGUGUUCCCAUCAAAAUGAGUCCUAUGAGUAUGCUGUACAAGGAAAACGGUGAGGUGGUGUUGCGUCAUCACGAGAACAUGGUGGUACAAGAGUGUGGCUGCCGCUGAUGAAACCUGCUUUCAUUUCACCACUGUUAAGAAAUCAGCAAGGGCAGUGAUGUACGAUUGAGUGGCUGGGUCUCUGCUGUGAUGCCUCAUCCGGUCAAACUGCCAAAUAGCCAAGUCUGGGUUUGGAGUGGUGUGAAGGUUAAAGACUGGAAUAAUUUCUGUUGAAAGUACCAGUAUAUGGACAGGUUUGGAUUGAACUGUGGGGAUUCCAGCAGUCAAGUAAUACUAUUGUGCAGGAUGAAGACCAUACCUCCAUCAAAUGUAAGGUGUGGGACAAGAGGAAAGGGGAUGGAA